GGCAGUGUCUCAAGGCAGGCACACUACCAAGGUCGCUACACUACCCCCGCCAAGCGGGGGAGCGUGUCCUCACGCUUCACUAUACCAAGUCCCUCAUGGAGACACGCCUCUAUGAUGGCCAUCCUUCCAGCCCUGCAAGGGCCUCUGUGAGGACCACCUCCCCUUUCUCCCAGCCCCCUUCCAGCCCUGCUACGGCCUCUGUGAGGACCACCUCCCCUUUCUCCCAGCCCCCUUCCAGCCCUGCAAGGGCCUCUGUGAGGACCUCCGCCGCUGGUGCCUUCUCCCAGGCUAUUGAUGAGCAUGAGCUCAUAGCUCCUGGCCCUGCUCCUGGCCCUUCUCCAUUCUGGCUGCCUGUGGAAAUGAUGAAGACAAUCCCUGUUCAAGAUCAGCAGUGGAUUGCUUCUACUUUGUUCCAUGCUGGCAAGCUGCGCCAGACCGCUUUUUUACUCACCGGCUCCUGGCGUGGAAGCCCUACCACCUGUGGAAGGUGAGGGUGAUCUGUCCCACCUGUGGGAAGCAGCUGACGGGAUAUGGUGUCCACAAGAGGGCACGCAAAGUCCUGGACAUCGACAGGUACUACCUGAUGGUGACGGAGACACUCAGGUGCACUGUGUUGCCUGCACCAUCUGGCCACCAGACAGACUGUCCUGGACCAGCUCGACCUGCCUCGCCAGAGGAAGUUCCGGCUGAUCUUGACGCGCAAGUAUGCAUGUGAUAUACGGGUCAUCUGUAUGCUAAGAGAGGGAACAGCCCAACCCGUCUUGUCAAGCAGCUGAGGGAGAACCACAGUGAGGAGUGGUUGGACCGCCUGGCUGACUAUUUUGGGGAAUGUGCUACCAGGAGCCCCCAGAGCCUCUUGAUGUCCCCACCAGCCGAUGGCUCCUGUCUGUUUAUGGACGGGACAUCAUCACGCAAAUGGCUCACAUCAAGGCCAGGAUUACAUCCACCUUUGGGUCCAUUUUAAAAAUGGACUCCACCAAGAAGAUCACAAGGAAGCUGUCGGGGACAGCACGGGGGACUGCUCUGUGGCUGAGCUCUGUGAGCAAUGAGACCGGUCAGAUACUCAUCAGCGUCCUGACUGCUCAGGAGGGACCUUGUCUGGACCUGAUGGUCUCGGGUCUCAUGCGUCGCUAGAGCCAGGCAGGUAUGGCCCCUCCAGUGCUGCUGUACGUGGACUGUGGCUGCUGUGUGGAGCAGGGUCAGAGCAAGCUUCAGGGCAGGUUCGGAGGGUGGCCAGACCUCUACAUCAGGCUGGACAUCUGGCAUUUCAUGCGGCGGCUGGCAGCAGGAUGCACCACUGAUGCACAUCCCCUGUACCCCACUUUUAUGAGCCGACUGUCAGUCUGCAUCUUUAAGUGGGAUGCCGGGGAUGUGGCUCUUUUGCGUCAGUCCCAGAGGGAGCAGCUCAGACGGGAGGGUGUGCCUGUUAGCACCAAUGACAUGGUGGACAGGCACAUCACCAAGAAUGACCUGGCUCUCUACUGCCGGAGGAGGACCCGCGGUGAGGUAGCCACCAUGCGCUGCAUUGACCACCUGCUGCAGGAGCUGAUGGGGGACAAGGGGAGAGACCUGCUCGGGGUGCCACCCCUGGACUGGGUCAGGAUGGAGCACAUCUGGCGCGUUCAGCAGAGGCAUGUGAAGUGCAUCCAGGACGUGCCAGGUGUGCCUCUCUAUACGGAAAAGGGAACCACCACCACUAAGGACGGUGUGGUUUUGACCCGGUACAGGUGUGCCCGAGGCUCCACGUCCCUGGAGUCCUAUCACCUUCACCUGAACAGGUUCAUUCCAGGAACCAGUGCCAACAGCCUGAACUUCCAGCUGUAUCUCCUGGAAGGCCUGAACAGGUGGAAUCAGGACCGAGCUGCUGCAUCCCUCUCCACCAAACCCUCCUCACUGCUGAGCUACGCUGGGGACGUGGUUCAGUGUGUGAACGAAAACAGCAUGAAGGUGUUUGGCCGGAAAUAUGUGUCCUCUUUCCGCCCCCCUACAAAGUACACUGGAGAGCUGAUAGGCAUGGACUAUCUGCUACAUCAGACAGGGCAGCCUUUGCAGAGUGUGGACCCCGACACAGAGGAGACUGACCAUCUGCUGGAGGACCUGGCCGUGGACGGUGAGGAGGAGGAGGAAGAUGAAGGCUUUGAGGAAUUCACACUGGACUCCACAGCCAUGGAUGAGCACAACAGGCCAGGCAUGGAUCGUGUGGAUAGCCUGGCUGAGUGUUUGGUGGAGCUGAGGAACCAGAUCAGGUUGACCCUAAACAACCAGCAGGUCAGCAACAUUGUGGAGGCCAUCUUUGUCCGGCUCUGUUCCAUCCACAGGAGUCCCAAGAAGAAGGGGAACGGGAUGCUAACAAGAUGGACUCUCAUUUUGCAGGACUACCGCAAAAUACGGCAGCUGGUUCUGGCCAAGGGGGCCAUAAUGCAGGCGACAACCCUGCAGCUGGUGGAGGUGAACCAGACAACCCUCAUCCAGUGGCACAACGGCAGGGUGAAGAGGCAGGAUCUUGCAUUGCUACUGCAGGGGAUUAACCUGCCUGGUCUUCUCCCUGUGGCUUCCGAUCCUUUGGACCCAGCCAAUGUCCGCCCAGCAGUUGCUCCACCCCAACACCAGGGAGAGACAUUAGUUUAUCCCCUGCCCAGGAGCACUGCAGGGCAGGCAAAGUCAAAGAGACAGUCCACCACUGUGAUCAUGCCACCAGUGGCAGUGCGACCAAGACUAGAAGCACAGAGGCAGCUAUUCCCCCAGGCUUCAACUUUUCCAUUCAUUGUUCCGGCAGCCCCUGUCCUUCCUGGAGCUCCCUCCUAUCCUGUCCCCAUCACUCCCCGCCCAGCCCCCAAUGACCCCCGCCCUGCCCCUGUCCCCACUUUAUAUUCCAUCCCCCUAGCCCAUCGUUUCCUCGUACUGACCCCUGCCUGUCCUGCUCCAUCUGCUAACACUUGCAGGAAGUGUGGGCAUCAUCGCACAGCCCAGACUGGGCACAGCCAGUAUAAGGGGCGAAUAUAUUGCCCAGCCACUGAGACUCUAAAGAGCAGUGGAAAGGAAGAGGAAAUAGCUCUCUUUAUAUAGUUCCUCAAAUGUAAUUCAGUUGUAAUAUAGCGUGUAUUAAUAUCUUUAAUAUAGCUUUAAUAUAAUUUCAUAUAAUGUGUCAUCCGUUACUUAGUUGUUAUAUAGUAUAUUAGCCAAUUACUUCGUUAAAGUUUGUUAAAUCCGUUCUGCACUCGUGUGUAUGUUUUUUUGUCCUCAAGAAUAUAUUUAAAAUCGUGUGUGGUGGAUGUGUGUGUGAGGUCUUUAAUAAACAUAUUUUGGCACUUUU
Molecule: messenger RNA, 3313 nt
Organism: Esox lucius (northern pike)
Lineage: Eukaryota; Metazoa; Chordata; Actinopteri; Esociformes; Esocidae
Exons: 8
Coding region: 1147-3066 (639 amino acids)
Source: RefSeq, a predicted model, not a curated record